Messenger RNA from Micromonas pusilla CCMP1545, 957 nucleotides. RefSeq lists its product as uncharacterized. The coding region runs from base 1 to 876 and encodes 291 amino acids. The record is from RefSeq and is a predicted model, not a curated record. Lineage: Eukaryota; Viridiplantae; Chlorophyta; Mamiellophyceae; Mamiellales; Mamiellaceae. The transcript is spliced from 3 exons.
AUGUCGCUCCCGUCGCCGGGGCUGCACGCGGACGUGAACGGCGACGGCGUGGUGGACCACGUCGAAGUUUUCGGCGGCGGCGGCGGCGGCGCCGGUCGGUCUCACGCCGCGGUGGGCGCGGACGGACGCGCGGUGCCGUCGUGCUGGGCGCGAGUCACCAGCGGCGUCCCCGCGAGGGAGGCGUUGUUCGACGGGACCGCGUGCCGCGGACACGCGGGGGUCACGCGGCACGGCGACCGGAACAGCUACGGCGUCGACGGCGCUGCUGGGAUGUUCGGGGGGAAGAACGCUGACGUGGACGUCGCGCCGCCGGCCGCGCUGCGGCGAGGCGAGGAGACGGAUGUGAUCCUAUUCAACUCGCGAGGGGAGGUGACGAGCUACGGGCCGGACGGGAAGCGGCGGUGGCAGCUGCGAACGGACGCGUCGUGGCAGCGAAGAGACGACGUUUACGACGCGGGGUACGGCGGCGGCGGAGGCGGCGGCGGCGGGCAUCUCGAGACGUUCCCGCUCGCCGUCGACGGCGCGUCCGAGGUGGUGGUCGCGCUCGGCGCCGCGCGCGGCGUCGUCCUCUCCCCCGGCGGGUACAAGAUCGCGACGCUUCGUCUUCCCUCCGUCCCCAUCGCGCCGGUUCUGAUCGUCGACGUGAACGGCGACGGGCUCAACGACAUCGUCGCGAGGACGGCGCUCGGGACGUACUGUUGGACGCAGAGAGGCGCCGGCGGCGGCGGGCCGCUGCUCGUCUUGCUCGGCUUUCUUAUCGUCGGGAUGGUCGUCGCGUUCGCGAGUCAGAUCGGGGUCGGGAGCGACGGGAAGAAGGUCGUGAGGAGGAGCACGGAGAUGGAUGAGCCGGGCGGGGAGAGCGCGAAGGAUCGAUGAGCGAACGAACGCGUGGCGAUGAUAGCGGGCGCGUCGCGCGCGCGCGCGGUCACUUUUCGAUUCGAUGAGAAAAAAUAAAAG